This is a messenger RNA of Aegilops tauschii subsp. strangulata, 650 nucleotides long. RefSeq names its product dirigent protein 4-like. NCBI's taxonomy places the organism in Eukaryota, Viridiplantae, Streptophyta, Magnoliopsida, Poales, Poaceae. The record is from RefSeq and is a predicted model, not a curated record.
AUUCACAAUCCAAAAACCACAAGAACACAAGAUGAGAAUUCGAUUCUUACUCCUCACCGUCCUCCUUAUAUUUCUCCAAUGCAAUGCUCCUCUAGUUAGUGGAAGCGAGAAGGUGACAAACAUCCGCUUCUACCUUCACAACACCCAUAGCGUGAAUGAUCCAUCUUCGGUCCUUGUCGCUGAAAACAAGAAUGCCACGGCCCAUGCUCAUGGCUUAGUGCCCUUUAGCUCCGUCUAUGUGUUUGACGAUGUGCUCACCGAGGAGCCCGCAAGUACAUCUAAGGUGGUUGGGAAUGCACAGGGUAUGUAUGUUGAAACGGGGAAAGAUGGGUACACGAUAUUGGAAAGUAUUGAUUGUGAGAUGACAGAUGGUCCAUUCAAAGGCAGCUCGUUCGUGAUGUUCUCAAGAAAUCAAUUCAGUAAUCCAAGCAGGGAGCUUCCCGUUAUUGGAGGUCGUGGUGCAUUCCGUAUGGCCAAAGGGUACGGCUUGCUCAGGACCGUAUGCAUUAACUGCAUCAACUCCAUGAACCCGUCCAAGGGAGAUAUCAUCGAGUAUAAUGUGACUCUAUAUCUUCAUUGAGUUUAUAUAUGGUUGUCAUGUGUUCCUUGUAGCGAUAAUAACAUUAAUGGAUGAUUGAGUUUCCUAGUUA